Messenger RNA from Sebastes umbrosus (honeycomb rockfish), 2810 nucleotides. RefSeq names its product forkhead box D2 (gene foxd2). The record is from RefSeq and is a predicted model, not a curated record. Gene Ontology annotation, biological process: anatomical structure morphogenesis; regulation of transcription by RNA polymerase II; cell differentiation. Bases 722 to 1822 code for a protein of 366 amino acids. Gene Ontology annotation, molecular function: DNA-binding transcription factor activity, RNA polymerase II-specific; RNA polymerase II cis-regulatory region sequence-specific DNA binding. Lineage: Eukaryota; Metazoa; Chordata; Actinopteri; Perciformes; Sebastidae. The transcript has 2 exons.
GUGCAGCACACCUGGGCAGAGCUACUAGAGAGGGAAAAGGGACAGCAGCACAGAAAAGACAUACAGCCAUAACAGCUACUACAGUAUUGAUUUUUCCCAUCAUGAAAAACACCUAAUCAUUUUGACCAGUACUGCUCACACGAUGACAAAACAACUUUUCAUUUUGGUGGCAUCGGCCAAUUUACUGACACAAUAACUGGUUUUGGAGCAUGAAUGAAGUGUUUUGGGGCAAUUUUCGUCCAGUUCCUGGUAGCACAGUGACUCAAAGACCACGUGACCAGCAUGCUCCUAUAAAUACCUUUUGAGAGCUAAGGAGGAUAUAGUGUGAUAUAGCCUGGCUGGAUAACCUACCCAACCCAAUACCCUGUGCGUAAAAGAGAUUUUUGGAGACACACUUUGGAUAAUCCAAAAAGCAGCUUUUUUUUAAAGGAGCUGCAGCAAAACCUGAAACCCAUCGCAUCUCAAGAAAAAAGUCCAGAUUGGUGCCAGAUUGGUGAUCUUUGACUGUUUUUACGCAUGAAAACCAGAACUUUUUCUGCUCGAUGAGAAGAAACCCGCAUUUGCAGGACGGCCAGGAGUCUCCAAAUCCACACAGGUCAAAGACUUCUUUAUCUUUUUCAUUAUAUUCUAGCCAUGUGUGCAUUCAGUAGCUGGAGAUAAAAGCUGCAGCUAAGUGUGGUUGUCAGAGGGAGAAAUCUAGGAGAGAGGAGGAAAUCUGAGGAUGACUUUAGGGACGGAUAUGUCCGACAGCUCUGCAUUGUCCGAAGACGUGGACAUCGAUGUGGUUGGUGGUGACAUAUCCUUGGGAAAAGACGGGAAGUAUAUCCACCACGAGUUUAACUUGGACAAUGACUCGGAUGAUAAUUACUCCCAUGCUGCUGCAGAAGAGAGAGUUUCCUCUCCGGGGCUCAGCAGCUCCGACUGUCCGUCAGACCAGAUCCAGGACUCUGGUGCAGAGGUUGGGACAGUUAUUGGGGAUAAAUCCAGAAAAGGCGCACUUGUAAAACCCCCUUACUCCUACAUCGCCCUCAUCACCAUGUCCAUCCUGCAGAGCCCCAAGAAGCGCCUGACGCUCAGCGAGAUCUGCGAGUUCAUCAGCAGCAGAUUCCCGUACUACCGGGAGAAGUUCCCGGCGUGGCAGAACUCCAUCCGACACAACCUUUCUUUAAACGACUGCUUCGUGAAAAUCCCCAGAGAGCCAGGUAAUCCAGGUAAAGGCAACUAUUGGACCUUGGAUCCGGACUCUGCAGACAUGUUCGACAACGGGAGCUUCUUGCGCAGGAGGAAGCGCUUCAAGAGGCACCAGACUAAUGAGAUCCUGAGAGAGUCUGGAGGGUUUCUACCCGGGUUUGGAUACGGACCGUACGGAUACAACUAUGGACUCCAGCUGCAGAACUUCCACAACCCGUAUCACCCGCACAACCCGCACCAUUCAUCCUCUUUCCCGUUCCCUACCGCGCCUUGCACCUUGCCUUCAACAGCCUCUUUAUUCCCAGCACCGCACCAUCUUCCAUCUCUGUUAGGGGCUGAUUUAAGAAAGCCCUUUUACCCGCAACUGAGCCCGUCUUUGCAGCCUCUCAAGACGGACUCCAGUGCACCAAAUCGACCUUCAUUCUCCAUUGAUAACAUCAUAGGUGCGGCCAACUCCACCGGCUCUUCCUACGCAGCGCAGCCGGGCAGCCAGGCUCACAUCCUGGCCAUACUGACUCCAACGCUGGCCUCUGCUGCUUCCAGCCACUUGAACCUUUCACAGGACAGCAUAUUACAGGGUCAGACUUUCUCCAGCAGCAAAACACCCAAUAUGAACACUUGUCCUUUUUAAAAAAACAUAAAAGAAAAAAAGAAAAAAGAGGCAAGAAGGAAAAAUCUUUUAUUAUAAAGCCAAUUUAUGGCGUCCUGUUCCUGUCCUGUGUGCUGGCCUCUGCUUCCAGCCACUUGAACCUUUCACAGGACAGCAUAUUACAGGGUCAGACUUUCUCCAGCAAAACACCCAAUAUGAACACUUGUCCUUUCUAAAAAAAAAAAAGAAAAAAAAAAAAGAGGCAAGAAUGAAAAUCUUUUAUUAUAAAGCCAAUUUAUGGUCCUGUUCCUGUGUGAAGGUAGGCUGUACAUUCAUGGUGAGAAAAAAAAGUUUUGGCUCUCCCCAUUUUCCUAACAAUAGAGGAGAGAUUUAUUUAUGGUUUGUAAAUAUGUGUAUAAUAUUGAGAGACAAAAGCAAGAGAAACUCGGAGAAGGAUCUUUUUUUUUUUUUUUUUUUUCUUUUUUAAAAACAGUGCUGGCCUCCAUUUGUCAGUGAAGAUCCUGUUAUUUUAAGUUAAAGGGGUGUCACCCAAUGGGGAUGAUUCCCGACCUUUUUCUUAUUUUUUUUUUAAAUAUAAUUGAGAAUUUUAUUAUGAUUUAUUUUUAUUUUUAUUUUGUGCGUCGUGAGAAAAAUGGCACUGUUGUUGUUGACAUAUAGGCUGACAAAGACAGAGCAAACUCAGGUUUUACUUCUAGAAAGCACAUGGAGACAAAAGAGAGGAGUUCUGACACUAAAAUAACCAUCACAUCCUCUCAACCUCCUCUACAUGGUGAAUUUGUGACAAUAUCAUUUCAUGUUGUCGGUGGACACAGUAGGCUUAUGUGUUUUUUUGGUAUAAAAGAGCGCAUUUACCUCUCUCAACUUUCUUAAUUGUUGUUCGUUCCUCUAUUUCACUCUGUGAAACAUUCAGUAUGUCAUGUGUUGCCAAUAGAGAGAGAGAGACACCUAAAUGUUCAUAGGUCAUUUUUUUGGUUGUAAUGACAAGAAUAAUAAAUGUUUGUGAAUUUAA